CGAAGAAUUUAAAUUUUCAAAAAUAUAUUAAUUCGUUGGUUUUUCAUUAGAAAUUCAUUGUAUAUAGCGUAUUUUGCAUAGAACGAAGAGAUUUUAAGAGAAUUGAAUGCGUUUAGAGUAUACCAAAUUAUUUCAUUUGAUAUGGCGUUUUUGAAGUAUGCCUGCGCAAAGUGACACUUCGACUCGGAAUAGUAUCCCUACUUGGAGCAUGUGUCAAACGAACCGCCGGUUAAACGGACACCUGCUAGCCUGCUGUCAUCUUAAUUUUCGGUGGCCUCGCUCUUCAGGGUGAAUUUAUACUCGGAGCGAGGAUGACGAAUUUACGUAAAUUCAUAGAUAUUGGGGCCAAUUUGAUUGAUCCUAUGUACCAAGGAAUAUAUCAUGGAUCUCGAAAGCAUCAGGCAGAUCUACAAAAUGUAUUAGAACGAUCAUGGAGUAACAAUCUUUCCAAGAUUAUCAUAACUGCUGGUAGCAUCGAGGAGAGCAAGAAAGCUCUUGAAUUAGCUAAAACUGAUGAACGAUUAUUUUCUACUGUUGGUUGUCAUCCAACAAGGUGCAACGAGUUUGAAGAAUCUGGUGAUCCUGAGGGAUACCUUAAAUCAUUAUGCGAUCUAGCUGUCGAAAAUCGGGAAAAGAUAAUCGCUAUAGGUGAAAUGGGUCUAGACUAUGAUCGAUUACAAUUUUGUUCCAAAGAUACUCAGAAGAAGUAUUUUGAGAUGCAGCUCUCUAUGUGUUCCAAGUUGAAACUUCCAAUGUUUCUUCACUGUAGAAAUGCUGGUGAUGACUUUGUACAAAUACUCAGGAAAUAUAAGAAUGAAUUAACAGCUGGCGUUGUACACUCCUUUGAUGGAAAUCCAGAGGAUGCCAACAGCAUACUUCAGCUUGGACUGUAUAUAGGUAUUAACGGCUGUUCGCUCAAAACCGAAGACAAUCUAUUCUCAGUAACAACGAUACCAUCCGACCGUCUUAUGAUAGAGACUGAUUGUCCCUGGUGCGAAAUAAGGCCGACACAUGCAGCAGCAAAACAUGUAAUUACACAUUUUCCAUCAGUGAAAAAGGAAAAAUGGCAGCCAGACCGAAUGGUUAAGGGUCGAAAUGAGCCAUGCACCAUAGUCCAAAUUUUGGAAAUACUGGCACGCGUUAGAGAUGAGGAGGAGGAAUACCUGUGCAACCAAAUAUACAAGAACACGAUGAAGCUUUUCUUCCCACACGAGUUGUAAAACAUCUCAGGACUGUAUUCUAUAUGUACGUUUCUCUCCUCACAGAGAAUUGCGGAUGCGCUUGCAUACGUAACUCAGUGGAACUUUUUGCCGCGUACGCUCGACAUUUUAAUUACAUGUACACGGCCGGCGCGUGAGGAGAAUUAUUAUACACUGCUGCAUUUACUUACAUUAUCGACUUUAAAGAAAUCUUUUACCAAGAGAAAAAAGGAAAAGCUUUCUGCAUUA
Molecule: messenger RNA, 1448 nt
Organism: Cephus cinctus (wheat stem sawfly)
Lineage: Eukaryota; Metazoa; Arthropoda; Insecta; Hymenoptera; Cephidae
Product: putative deoxyribonuclease TATDN1
Exons: 5
Coding region: 312-1220 (302 amino acids)
Cellular component (GO): cytosol
Molecular function (GO): 3'-5'-DNA exonuclease activity
Source: RefSeq, a predicted model, not a curated record